AUGGCCAGGAAGUCUAAACUCCGCCAAAGGAGUCGAAAGACCACGUUACACAGACCAAAAGAUGCUUUAGAUAGAAAAGCGGAGCUUGUUGCUCUUAUAGAGUCUCUCAAGGCGAAAAAGCUAUCUUCAAGCUCUGCCGAUGCUGCUGAAACUGCAGUAACACGUCAGAAUGCUACACCCGGACCACUGGAUGCUGAGUUUAGUCAGAUUUUGGCUAAAUUUGCUCCCCCCCCAGAGAAUAGCACGGCUAAAGAUGGCACUUUAAAAAAGUCUCCAGUCCCAGUGUCCUUACAGACAUAUGAUUUACAAGAGGAUUCUGAUCCUGAGGAGAAGCAACCUUCAAAGUCCAAGACUAAAUACCAGAAACCGAGCUUAUCAGAACUCAAAAGCGUCACCUCUCAUCCAGAACUGAUAGAGUGGUAUGACUGUGAUGCUCCUGAUCCUUGGUUCCUUGCAAAUAUUAAAUCUGCUAAGAAUAUAGUGCCUGUUCCAAGUCAUUGGCAGACCAAAAGAGAAUACCUUUCUGGCCGUUCGUUACUAGAGAAGAAGCCUUUUGAGCUGCCAGAUAUCAUUAAGCUCACAAAUAUUGAGGAUAUGCGUAAUUCGAUGCCUGACGCUGGCCAAGGCGAUGCGAGUCUUAAGAAGGACGCAAGGUCUAGAGUUAGGCCGAGGUUGGGAAAACUAGACCUUGACUAUUCCAAGCUUCACGAUACGUUUUUUAGGCUGGGCCGGAACUGGAAGCCAGACCUUCUUCUGCCGUAUGGUGAUCAGUACUAUGAGAAUCGAAAUCUAGAACAAGAGGUUAUGUGGGCCAGCAUGCGUCGGAAAUAUCGUCCUGGACGCUUAUCGGCACAGAUACGCAAGGCAUUAGGACUCUACGAGGGCCGACUUCCCUCCUGGUGCAAGAAAUGGAAAGACAUAGGACUACCACCUAGUUAUCCGGGAAUGAAAGUCGCAGGCAUAAAUUGGGACAUAAGUAACGCCAAAGGAGAUAUAUACGGAGAAUGGCGUCCCGAAACAAAAACAACAGACGUAACUCGUUUUGGCCAACUUCUGUCGAACGAUUCAGAACAAUCCCCCGCUGACGCAAAUCUUCCAACACAGCCUACUCUUAUUGGCGAGCAUGUAGAGAAAAACUCCAAAUCUGACGAUCAGAUUCAAACUGAUAACACCCCCAAGGAUCAAAUAAACAUCGCAAGCUCGGAACAGCCCGAUCACGUUACUACUCCGACGCAGCUAUACACUGUUCUACCAGAAAGAAAGCACGCAUCUCAGUACUCUUCUCGUGAAGGUUACUUGUUGCCGGGAAAGAGGCCUUCUCCCAACUCAUCAGAAACUUCAUCGAAAAGAGCGCAAUCUAUAGCAAUGGCCAAGGAGAGCGAUAACGUUGAAGAGUUCAAGUUUUAA
Molecule: messenger RNA, 1407 nt
Organism: Eremothecium sinecaudum
Lineage: Eukaryota; Fungi; Ascomycota; Saccharomycetes; Saccharomycetales; Saccharomycetaceae
Gene: CUS1
Product: U2 snRNP complex subunit CUS1
Exons: 1
Coding region: 1-1407 (468 amino acids)
Biological process (GO): mRNA splicing, via spliceosome
Cellular component (GO): U2 snRNP; catalytic step 2 spliceosome; nucleus
Source: RefSeq, a predicted model, not a curated record